This is a messenger RNA of Mugil cephalus (flathead mullet), 764 nucleotides long. RefSeq names its product H-2 class I histocompatibility antigen, alpha chain-like. NCBI's taxonomy places the organism in Eukaryota, Metazoa, Chordata, Actinopteri, Mugiliformes, Mugilidae. Bases 25 to 576 code for a protein of 183 amino acids. Gene Ontology annotation, biological process: immune response. Gene Ontology annotation, cellular component: external side of plasma membrane. The record is from RefSeq and is a predicted model, not a curated record. The transcript is spliced from 2 exons.
AGAAGUAGCUGUCAGAGCCCGGUCAUGUUCAGUAAAUGCUGCGAGAAGAUAAAUGAAGCAUGUGUUUCUAGUUCUAGGAUCAACAGUAUGUGUCUCUUUCUGCUUCCAGCUCCUCCUGAAGUGUUCUUGUUUGCGAGAAACGCCAAAGUUGAGACCAACGUCAUUUUGAUGUGCCUGGCCACAGGCUUCUACCCAAAAGACAUCGUCCUCAAUAUCAGGAGGAACGGCCGAAUUCUAACCAGAGAGGACGGAGUGGUGACCUCAGACGUUCGUCCAAAUGAAGACGACCACUUCCAGAGAAGAGACUAUGUGGAGAUUAAAAGAUCAGACAAGUCUGAUUACAGCUGUGAAGUCAUUCAUGAUGCAUCUCACAUGAAUGUGAAGAAUUCCUGGGAUCAUCAGCUUCCUCCUCCUCGCUCUGGUGGACUCAGCACUGCUGUCAUCGGUGGUGGAGUGGGAGGAGUCCUGGUCCUGGUCCUGGUCCUGGUUGUGAUGCUGGUGGUGGUUCUGAAGAAAAAAGGCAUCAUUGGUAAGUUCAGAGUUGUGUAUCUUCACUGUGUUCAACAACAUCAAUGAUUGUAGGUCCUGUAAUCCAGAGUUGUCUGUAGUGUAUUUACACCAAGAUUCCACAGAAUCUUUUCCUCCAGAAGAACAAUGGAGUGAGUCUGUUAUCAGAGCUCUGUUAUUAUUGGACUGUGGACAAGUACAAGUCCUUCAAUACAACAACUUCUACCAUCAACCAUCACUUCAUUCUCUCUGUUUGU